AUGAAAAAUUUAACUAGUAAAAAUCUGAUUAGUAAUUUAAAAAUUCCAUCCCCUGGUUGUGAAAAUGUUAUACAAACAAAACAACAAGUAAAUGUACGAAAAAAUACGAAUGGAUCUUGGAAGGAUAUUUUCUUUGGUGGUAAUCGUGGAGCCCAAAAUCGUGAAGUGAAUCGGGAUAUAAGAUUUUUACCGUUAUUCACUGUAUUACAAAUUGGUCCUGGUUAUUGUACAGCUCCAUCAGGGGAAUUAGGAACAUGCCUUGCUAACAACGACUGUAUAUUAAGAGGAGGUAUUUUAGGAGGACCUUGUGCUGGAGGUUACGGAAUUUGUUGCAUUUUUAUGCAGACUUGUGGUGGAAUAAUACGUGAGAAUGGAACUUAUUUCGUUAAUCCAAAUCAUCCUGAAACUUAUGACACGACUGGAAGUUGUCAAGUAACUGUACAAAAAUUACAUCCAGACAUUUGUCAAUUAAGAUUAGACUUGGAUCUAUUUUCAAUACAACCGCCAGAGCCUAUGAAUCAUAUUUGUAAUCAAGACCAAUUGUUAAUAUCUGGUGGAAGCCCAGCUCCAAUAAUAUGCGGAACCUCUAAUGGCGAUCAUAUGUAUAUUGAUGCGGGGCUCGGUCAAAGUAAUCCAAUUAUAAUUUCUGUUAUUACAAGUGGCGGAAGCUUUCCCAGAAUAUGGAGAAUAAGAGUUACUCAAAUUCAUUGUGGUAGUAUAUAUAGAACAGAUUCUGGUUGUUUACAAUUUUUUACAGGGAUAAGCGGAAAAGUUAAAAGUUUUAACUUUAAUACAGUUUCUGGAAGACAAUUAUCAAAUCAGGACUACAGCAUAUGUAUUAGAACUGAAAGAAAUUUUUGUAGUAUACAAUAUAAUCAAUGUUUAGAUAUGGAAAAUAAUCGCUCAAGAUCUUUUACAAUAUCUGGCAAUUCAAAUCAACCCGUUUCAUCAAUGGUUGGUAGUGGUACGACUGGACAACCAAAUUCUUGCCCAAAUGAUUGGUUACUUAUAGGAUGCAUAAAAGUAGCUGAUCGUGUACCACAAAUAAGCGCAUGCGAAGAUCGAGUUUGUGGAGGAACAUUCAAUGCAGAAAUAAGUACAAUGCCCAGAACAGUACAAACUAGUGUAAGACCAUUUAGGCUAACGUUUCAUACAGAUGGUGUUGAAGCUCCUACCGAUGUUGAUAAUAGAGGAUUUUGUUUAGAUUAUGUACAACAACCAUGUACGAAUGCUGGAUAA
Molecule: messenger RNA, 1239 nt
Organism: Condylostylus longicornis
Lineage: Eukaryota; Metazoa; Arthropoda; Insecta; Diptera; Dolichopodidae
Exons: 10
Coding region: 1-1239 (412 amino acids)
Source: RefSeq, a predicted model, not a curated record